Messenger RNA from Schistocerca cancellata (South American locust), 1555 nucleotides. Its product is annotated as coiled-coil domain-containing protein 137. The transcript has 5 exons. The record is from RefSeq and is a predicted model, not a curated record. Lineage: Eukaryota; Metazoa; Arthropoda; Insecta; Orthoptera; Acrididae. Bases 117 to 1097 code for a protein of 326 amino acids.
UAUAUGUGAUUCGUGCAUGUCGAGUUCCCGAUUUGUUUACGUACUAAGUUACUAGUGUUGGAACGCUGAUUUAAUUAAGGCAUGUCAUUAACUGUUCUUAAGUGUCAACACGCAUAAUGGGGAGGAAAAUUCCAGGGAAGAAACACAAAGGAGUGAAAGAUCCACUGCAGCAGUUAGCCAAACGCAAUCAGAGUCUUUCAGCAAAAGUCAAUGCACCACCAACUCAACCAGAUGAUCAGAGUGUUCCAAAAAGUUUAAUACGUCUUAUGAAGUUAAAAGAUGAUGUUAAACAAGGAAAAUUCAAGCGCAAGAAGAAGAGGAAGAAGCGGAAAGGUGGGGAGUGGCUUAUAGACACCGAAGUCCUUGCUGAAAAAGACUACAAAGUACCUGGUAUGACGCGGCCUGACAAACCUGUGCCACAUCUGAUUCAGAGACCUGGUGAAUCAGAGUUCCACUUCUUACGUCGAAUAGAGCAAGCCUGUCAUGAAGUAGUAAAAGAAUCCCAGUUUGAGGAUAAAUUUGGAGUAAAUGUUAUAAGAGAUACAGAUACAGGUGAAGUGGUUAAUGUUGUGAAGAAACCAAAGGAUCCUAUUCUUGAGUUUGAUGCAGCAAAGAAAAAGAAGAAAAAGAAUGAUAGUGCAAAUGCCACCGACAGUUUGUCGAAAACAGCUAGGAGGCGGCAAAAGAAACUGGAGAGGAAACAAUUGAAUAACAGUGAUAUGGAAAGAGAUUUUGACAUGUUUAAGGACAAUGUGAAGUUUGGAGAGGUUGUCAGUGAACCUCCACAAUUGAAAGCACCAAAGGGAAUCAAAAGCAAUCCACUGGAAUCAAAGCCUGGAAGAAAGGAUCUAUUAUUGAAGACUUUUCUGGAGAACAAGUAUGCUACAACAACAACAACAUCAUCAUCAUUAUCGUCGUCGUCAGCUAAGCUGGAUUUGACUGUGAAAAGGAAAAAACUUCCUGCUGCAGAACUUCGCCAACUUGAGCUUCAAAGGCAGGCAGCUGUUAAUGCCUACAGGUAUGUUAUGUUCACUUCCACAAGGAUGAUGUUAUUUGGGAAACACAAAUUGUGGAUGAAAGGACUAGUCAGUUAUUAAUAGCCCCCCCUUCGAAAACCACGUUUGAGACCAGAUGCAGUUCCAUCACUACUCCCAAACUGUCCUUCCUACCUUUCAAAGGAAGAAAGCAGACGUGAAUGGCCAGAGGAGAAAAAAUCAAGGCUUGAAAAUGAGCUAUUAGCUGCAGCAUUACAAUCUAGUUUAGCGUCACAGAAGGACUAGAAAACACUUUCAGCUUCAGUUCUUUAGAAGAGUUGAUGUUACGUACGAAGAAAGUGGAAUUGCCCAAUGGGUGGAGUGUGACGGGAAAAAAAAGUGAUUUUGUGUGUUUUUUAAAGAUAACAAGAAAACCAGCACCAUUAAUUACACAUUCUGUCAUUAUUGAUAGUAAUUUAAAUGUUUUGUUGUUUAAGAAAGAUGUGCAAAUUAAGACAUUAGGAAAAAGAUCUUUUCCUGUAAUUGUAACCAAUAACCAUGAAAUUGUCACUGUACUGCAG